Molecule: messenger RNA, 1545 nt
Organism: Acyrthosiphon pisum (pea aphid)
Lineage: Eukaryota; Metazoa; Arthropoda; Insecta; Hemiptera; Aphididae
Exons: 3
Coding region: 1-1545 (514 amino acids)
Source: RefSeq, a predicted model, not a curated record
AUGUAUGAUGAAGUAUCUACAAAAGGGUCUUUGUGGAAAGAAAAAAUAGCGACAUUCCAAAAUAAAAUUGUUAUGCCAUUUUUUAUGUAUAUUGAUGAUGUAGAAAUAAAUAAUCCAUUGGGUUCAAAAUCAAUGUGUCAUUCUAUAUCAGCCGUAUAUUAUAGUUUCCCUCUAAAUGAACAAAGUUCUAGACUCGAUAAUAUUUUUUUAGCCGCUCUUAUUAAGUCCAAAGAUUUAAAAACCUUUGGAAAUGAUUUGUGUUUUAAGAAGUUGGUAGAUGAAAUAAACAGCUUAGAGAAUGAUGGAAUUAUGAUUGAUACCUCUGAAGGUUCCAAAACAGUUUAUUUCAUUCUUGGCUUGUUAGUAGGAGACAAUUUAGGAGUUAAUAGUAUUUGUGAAUUCAGCAAAUCAUUUUCUGCAAACUUUUUUUGUCGAUUUUGCAAAGCUCAUAAACACUUGACACAUAGUUUAUCACAUGAAGAUAGUACCUUACUACGUAAUAUUCAUAAUUAUACAGAAGAUGUACUAAAAAAUGAUUUUUCACAAUCUGGUAUUUAUAAGGAAAGUAUAUUAAAUCAAAUACAAUCAUUUCAUGUUACUUCAAAUUUUAGUAUAGAUGUAAUGCAUGAUAUAUUUGAGGGUAUAUGCCAUUACAAUAUGUCCCAUAUAAUUAUUUAUUUUACUGAAAAUGUUAAAAUUUUCUCUCUAGAAACUCUUAAUUUCAGAAAACAGAAUUUUAACUAUGGACUUGAGCAAAAAAAUUUAUCUCCUCAAAUUGAAAAACAUCAUCUUCAUAAAUUUCACCUCAAAAUGUCAGCAAGACAAAUGAUGUGCUUUGUUCAUUUUUUUACGUUAAUAGUUGGUGAUUUAAUACCAGAUAAUGAUGAAGUUUGGCAAUUUUUUUUAAACUUUCUUGAAAUAGUUGAAAUAUUACUAGGACAUCAACUUACUCAGCAAGGUACUGUUCCACAUUUAAAAAAUCUCAUAAGUAGACAUAAUACAGAGUAUGUUUUAUUUUUCCAAGACAAUUUAAAACCCAAACAUCAUUUAUUGACCCAUUAUCCAUCAAUUAUUUUGAAGUCAGGGCCUCCAAGAAAUUUUUGGUGCUUUCGCUAUGAGGCUAAGCACAAAGAGUUUAAGAUGUAUGCUAGAGCAAUAACAUCUAGAAAAAAUAUUUGUUUAACAUUGGCUAAUAAGUAUCAAUUCAAAUUUGCACACUUCUUAUUAAGUCAAAAAUAUGACUACUCGGAGAUCAAUAUAAGUACAACAUACAAAACUGGAAAUUACCUAACUAGUUUCAUUAAUGAAGUAUGUUUAUAUGAAAUUCUUGAAAUUAUCAUAUUAAAAAAUAAUGAUAUACAUUUUGUUGUUCACCAAAUUCAAUUGGAAUGGUUUAAUUCUCAUUUAAGAACAUAUGAAGUCGAUAGAAACAAAGCUGUAGUGUCAAAAAGUGUUAUGAGUAUAAAAGAAUUUAGUGGUCCACCAAUAAAUAUUAUUCAAUUUUCUGAUAACAAAUUAAUGAUUCGGCUAAAAGAAUAUUAUUAA